Molecule: messenger RNA, 665 nt
Organism: Rosa chinensis
Lineage: Eukaryota; Viridiplantae; Streptophyta; Magnoliopsida; Rosales; Rosaceae
Product: heavy metal-associated isoprenylated plant protein 28
Exons: 3
Coding region: 127-570 (147 amino acids)
Molecular function (GO): metal ion binding
Source: RefSeq, a predicted model, not a curated record
CAAAACUCCAUCAUAAUUUUACAUUGAUCAUACUUCCAAAAAAUCAUAAAUUGAUACAGAUAUAUUGGUAUUCAUUAUUCAAACACAUAGCUCGAUACAAAAGUGCACAAUUUGUCCAGGAGCAGAAUGACGACGAUAGAGAUGAGAGUGCAUAUGGACUGCCCCGGAUGCGAGAGCAAGGUUAGAAGUACACUUCAGAAGCUAAAAGGUAUCGACAAUGUUGAGAUAGACAUGGCUCUGCAGAAGGUCACAGUGACCGGGUGGGCAGACCAAAAGAAAGUUCUCAAGACGGUUCGAAAAACUGGUCGAAGAGCGGAGCUCUGGCAAUUCCCCUUUAAUAAUUCAAAUUCAGACAACAGCGAUGUAUACAAUCAGAGUCAGUGUAAUGGUCCGAUUAAUAACUAUGCUCCCCAGCCUUCCUCAUCUUACAACUACUACAAGCACGGAUAUGACAGUGGUCCUUCUUCUAACUAUGGCUAUUCUCAGAACCCUGCACAUUCCUCCGUUUACGGGUAUCAACCUACGACGGCCUUCAGUGACGAAAACCCUAAUGCUUGUUCUGUAAUGUGAUCAUGGGCUAUACUCUUUAUUUUCAAUAAUAAGGAUCCAUUGAAGUAUGCAUUUAACGUACUUUUGAAUUUGAGUUGAAAAGUUGAAAUAAUACA